Messenger RNA from Nerophis ophidion (straightnose pipefish), 1014 nucleotides. RefSeq names its product histone H2B 1/2-like. Lineage: Eukaryota; Metazoa; Chordata; Actinopteri; Syngnathiformes; Syngnathidae. Gene Ontology annotation, cellular component: nucleosome. The transcript has a single exon. Gene Ontology annotation, molecular function: structural constituent of chromatin; protein heterodimerization activity; DNA binding. The coding region runs from base 7 to 381 and encodes 124 amino acids. The record is from RefSeq and is a predicted model, not a curated record.
AACACGAUGCCUGAGCCAGCCAAGUCCGCGCCCAAGAAGGGCUCAAAGAAAGCUGUCACCAAGGCUGCCGGAAAAGGAAAAGGCAAGCGCAGAAAGACAAGGAAGGAGAGCUACGCUAUCUACGUGUACAAGGUCCUGAAACAGGUCCACCCCGACACCGGCAUCUCGUCCAAGGCCAUGAGCAUCAUGAACUCCUUCGUGAACGACAUCUUCGAGCGCAUUGCCUCCGAGGCGUCUCGUCUGGCUCACUACAACAAGAGAUCCACCAUCUCUUCCAGGGAGAUCCAGACCGCCGUCCGCCUCCUGCUGCCGGGUGAGCUGGCCAAGCACGCCGUGUCUGAGGGCACCAAGGCCGUCACCAAGUACACCAGCUCCAAGUAAAAUCCUCCAGUAAAUACUUAAAGUCAAACCAAAACGGCUCUUCUAAGAGCCACCCAACUUUUCUUGAGAGUGACUUUCUUCCAAACUUUGCGGACCCCACUGAAUUGUCUAGAAAACCUUUAGGUCAUCAAUUUCUUUGAUUUUUAUUCCAGGAGGAUAAUCAAGUGUAGAUCAUGAAUGCAUCUCGUCCAUAACUACUUAAAUCAUUAAUUCAACCCCUUCUCUCUAAAAGUGCCAUCCAAAAAUGAGUUCCUAUAUUAAUAAAUUAACUGGUUUACAUCAGGGCUUCACGGUGGAAGAGGGGUUAGUGCAUCUGCCUCACAAUACGAAGUUCCUGCAGUCCUGGGUUCAAAUCCAGGCUCGGGAUCUUUCUGUGUGGAGUUUGCAUGUUCUCCCCGUGAAUGCGUGGGUUCCCUCCGGGUACUCCGGCUUCCUUACACCUCCAAAGACAUGCACCUGGGGAUAGGUUGAUUGGCAACACUAAAUCGUCCCUAGUGUGUGAAUGUUGUUUGUCUAUCUGUGUUGGCCCUCCGAUGAGGUGGCGACUUGUCCAGGGUGUACCCCGCCUUCUGCCCGAUUGUAGCUGAGAUAGGCGCCAGCGACCCCGAAACGGAAUAAGCGGUAGAAAAUGGA